GGGGCCAGAAUUUGAUGGGUGCCUUAUACGCACUGACUGUUGACUCGAUGAUCACCGAGAUUUUCGUCAUUUUGUACACUUUCGUUCCUGUGAUUGGGAGAUCUUUGUAUGAUAUUCAAAAUGGGCUCUAUGCACUCAGCUCCUUUUUCGUCGCCAAGUGGAUUGUUUUCAUGUGUUAUGCUGUGUUUGAUGUUCUGUUGUUCGCCAUUCCAUAUUAUUUCCUGGCGGGACUGGACACGGAUCCCGUGAUUUUCUUCAAAAUGUUGGGCACUCUAUUUUAUGCAUCGAUUUGCUUCGCCGGCCUUGAUUAUCCCAAGGAGCGUGAUAUUUUAUUCGAACGGCUUGGACUGAAGAUUGAUAAUUUGCCAAUUGAUUUCGCUGCACUGGGAGGUUUCCUCGUCGUUGCCCUUAUUAUCGCGUACGUGGGGCUGUUCCGACGUUCCAAGCAAAUGAAGGGUUGAAUGCUCCCUUGUGGCGACGGCGUUACCAUAUGCAUCAGAGCUCUUUGCGAAAGGCUGUGUUCGCUUUGCGUAUCGACUUUUUACUGCAAAUGGCGACGCAAUAGAGGCCCACGCCUUUGCGACAUGCU
Molecule: messenger RNA, 589 nt
Organism: Notodromas monacha
Lineage: Eukaryota; Metazoa; Arthropoda; Ostracoda; Podocopida; Cyprididae
Source: the annotation of a GenBank genome assembly